Messenger RNA from Cherax quadricarinatus, 5034 nucleotides. RefSeq lists its product as uncharacterized. NCBI's taxonomy places the organism in Eukaryota, Metazoa, Arthropoda, Malacostraca, Decapoda, Parastacidae. The record is from RefSeq and is a predicted model, not a curated record.
CUUUUAUUCUGUGUUUCCGCAGAUGCGGGUAUGGAGGGCGGAUGUUGCCGCAGCGGACGUGGGUGGUGCGGUCGUGGGUGGUGUUCGCGGGAGACGCGGCAGGCGGUGGUACAGCUGGUGCUGCUCUGUGUAGCUUCCUGUUCCUGGACGCUUCUGCUCAUCUCCUUAACCCUCACCUCCACCAGCGCACCUGUUCACAGGCACGUUGUGGAAGUGGUAGGUGACACUGGUCCUCAGUGGUCAGGAGGGAGUGCCGGGGCAUGUGAGGAGUGCCUGGCCAGGCGAGGACCUCCACACUCAUACUGGCGGGUGUUUGAGAGACCACUGCAGCAGGUGGUUGCUGCCUUACAUCGCCUAGACCGUCCCCUGGCACCUCCUGCACUGCGUGCUCACCUACUAGGCACCAGGACCUUGCUGCAACACCUAGCCUCAGCCCUGCACCUACGAGUCAUGGACGCGGCUGACGACGACACAGACAGACGGGAGACGGAGGCGGCGCUGCUGGCGGCGCCCGGUAAGCCGCACGGACGCCUGGCUUGCCAGGAGCGAUUCUUGGGCUCCAAAAUUGGUUAUCCGCGCUACGUGCAAGGCUUCUCUCGCGUUAACUGUUCCGCUUUGCCCCUGAGGGACGUCGUAACAGCUGUUUUGUGGGACGUAGAGCAGAAACACCUUAUGAGUCUGCUCUCCGACUUUAAUCGCAUAUAUCCCGGGCUGCCUCUUCUUGUGGUCACGGACGUUAGAGUGCAGAGUAAACAGAAUCUGGUGAUAGAGCGACCUACACCAUCAAUAGCACAAGCUAUAACAAAAGUACUGACUCGCGUGACCACGCCGUACGUGCUUCUUGCUCCGCGUUUAUCUCAGCUGAGUGGCCACUCACGCUUGGAGAGGCUGGUGUGGGUGGCCGAGUGGGCUGGGGUGUGGGCGGUGGGUGGCUCGCUGCGGGGUGUUGACGGGCGGUGGAGGGCGGGGUGCCUUCAGGCUAGGGAAAGCAAGGGACAGCUGGUGUAUGAGAGAGGUUACGACGCUUCUCUCUACGAGUGCCAAGUGUGCCACACGCUAGAGGGGCCACUGAUCAUGAAGACAGCUGCCCUGGCCACCCUACACUGGCCCAGCAGCGCCACCCCACACCCGCUGCUCCUGCCGGAACUCUUCCUGCAGGUCCAUGCAGGGGCAGCGCCGUACCAGCACGCAGCAGCAGUAUGCCCUGAUGCCAUGUUCCUCGUGGCCUCGCUGGAGCCUCCCUGGCAGGCAGCGUUGCAACCCCGCCACCAGGAGCCAGAACUGAGGCGUGUGGCGGCACUCUGGCACCCGCUGGUCAAGCAGCGGCACCUGGCCCGUCUGCAGCUGCCCUCAGGGGUCACUAUCAACUACCCAUGUGACUUUCUCCCCCCAGUGCGACCCAGAUAUACUACCCGGACGUCACCUACACCCGCUGAUAAGACCACUUCUGCAGCGUGGGCGUGCGAAGGACGUGAACUUACCACCAUACUCUCAGUAGUCUUGCAGGCGUGUGAUACACUAUAUGUCAAGUGUUUUCUGUUACAUCCGUCACUCUCAGCAGUGGUGAAUGAUAUGCCAAACCGGAGGUUGGAGCUCGGGGUGACGGACGGGGAGGUGCUACCCAAGCUGCAACACCUGGCCAACACUUCCUACUUCGGCAGCUUGCUGGAGGAUGGCAGGCUGGUGGUGGAGGGUCGGUGGUGGGAAGUGGUCAUCACCACCACACAAGAUCUCCACCAUCACCACCGCUGGACCAGGGUGGAGGUGGUAUCGGAGGUAUGGGCAUGGGCACUGCUACCUGCCAGCCAUGAGUGGAGGCUGGACGAGAUUGGGGAUGAUGACCUCCUUCUCAAGAUGAACAUCUUAGACGUGUCUGAGGCGGAGCAGCUGGCCCUGCUGACCACUCCCAGGUGUGCCCAGGGUCGUGCCUCACACUUCACUCUCAGGUCACCCUGAUCCACACCUCAGGUACUUGGAGGAGCCGGUAUUGACUGGUUAACAACCCUACCACCUGGCAACACUGUGUGUCAGAAGAUCAGUGUAUACAACCCCAUCAUCUGGCAUCACUGUGUCAGAGGACCAGCCCCCUUCCAUCUGGCAACACUGUGUGUCAGAGGACCAGUCUGUACAACUCUACCACCUGGCAACACUGUGUGUCAAACAACAAGCUUUUACAACUCGACCACCUGGCAACACUGUGUGUCAAACAACAAGCUUUUACAACUCUACCACCUGGCAACACUGUGUGUCAAGCAACAAGCUUUUACAACUCUACCACCUGGCAACACUGUGUGUCAAGCAACAAGCUUUUACAACUCUACCAACUGGCAACACUGUGUGUCAAACAACAAGCUUUUACAGCUCUACCACCUGGCAACACUGUGUGUCAAACAACAAGCUUUUACAACUCUACCACCUGGCAACACUGUGUGUCAAGCAACAAGCUUUUACAACUCUACCACCUGGCAACAGUGUGUGUCAAACAACAAGCUUUUACAACUCUACCACCUGGCAACACUGUGUGUCAAACAACAAGCUUUUACAACUCUACCACCUGGCAACACUGUGUGUCAAACAACAAGCUUUUACAACUCUACCACCUGGCAGCACUGUGUGUCAAACAAGCUUAUACAACUCUACCACCUGGCAACACUGUGUGCCAGACAAUUCGUAAAGAAACACAAUACAAGCAUCGUAAGUCAGUGAAAAAUUAAGACUGAGACUUUCUUUAUGCUUAUCAAUACUUUAUAAUAUGUAAAAUACCGUUUGUAAACUAUACAAAGAAAUCAAAAUUUUUAUUUUUUUUAUUUUGUGAGGAAGUGAGUGUGAAGGAAGACCUCAACACUGCUCUCCUUAUAAGGUUCAGUCUCGAGAGAAAUGCUGGCAGUCUGGAAUGCUGAUAGUCUGGAAUGCUGACAGUCUGGAAUGCUGGCAGUCUGAAAUGCUGGCAGUCUGGAAUGCUGGCAGUCUGGAAUGCUGACAGUCUGGAAUACUGGCAGUCUGAAAUGCUGAUAGGCUGGAAUGCUGGCACUCUGGAAUGAUGGCAGUUUGGAAUGCUGAUAGUCUGGAAUACUGACAGUCUGGAAUGCUGGCAGUCUGGAAUGCUGAUAGUAUGGAAUGCUGACAGUCUGGAAUGCUGUCAGUCUGGAAUGCUGAUAGGUUGGAAUGCUGGCAGUCUGGAAUGCUGACAGUCUGGAAUGUUGAUAGUCUGGAAUGCUGGCAGUCUGGAAUGAUGGCAGUCUGGAAUGCUGGCAGUCUGGAAUGCUGACAGUCUGGAAUGUUGAUAGUCUGGAAUGCUGGCAGUCUGGAAUGAUGGCAGUCUGGAAUGCUGAUAAUCUGGAAUGCUGACAGUCUGGAAUGCUGAUAGACUGGAAUGCUGGCAGUCUGGAAUGCUGAUAGUCUGGAAUGCUGGCAGUCUGGAAUGUUGAUAGUUUGGAAUGCUGGCAGUCUGGAAUGCUGAAAGCCUUGCCUUUGAAAACAAGUUGUGGUUCAUAAAACGUGCUAAGUGCUUGCUUGCUUGUGCAACUUUAAUCAAAACUUGAGCGAAAUGUCUGAAAUGAAGGCUCCAAGGGGGUAAAAAUGUCUUAAUCCGAGGAAUUGGAACUGGUUCAGUCCUAGCUCAUGAAAGUGAUCCUCUUUGUUGGACCAGUUGCUGUCACCCCAGGAAGAUACGAAGAUACAGUUUUGUAAACUACCUACAUCCCUUCACACGUAACUUAAAACAAGAUGGAAUAACUAAAGUGUGAUGAAUACUUGUCAGUGUUCGAUAAUAACCCAUAUGGAGACAGAAACAGAAGAUUAAUUAAUCUGUAUAUUUCUAUUUCCUUCUGGAAGUUACACUUCACCCCGUACACUUACGGGGUGAAGUGUAACCAAUAUAUAUUCUUGUUCUCAUUUAGUUUAUGUAUCUGCUGAAGAGGAUUCCAGAGGGGGGUCGAAAUACAGACCAGUUAAUCUUCUGUGAUACUCUCUCCAUGUAGGUUAUUAUUGAGCAUAAGAUUGAACGCGAGGAAUCCAAAAUCCACACAAAUAUUUUUGGAUUAUGAGGAAAUAACAGUCACAAUAUCGUGGCUGCAAUAUCUCACAUCUAACUCGCAAAUUAGAAAUGGAAGGCAUGAUGCUUCUAUUUCCAGUUCGGGGUUCGUUGUGAUUAUUAUUAUUUUUUAUGAUAUUAUUAUUAUUGUUAUUAUUAUUGUUGUUGUUAGUAGUAGUAUUUUACCAUUAUUUAUUAUUAUUAUUAUUUUUAAAAUUGUCGUUGCUUGAGAGCAAAAGUGGAAGGAAGAACCAGUGCCAAUAAAUCUGCCCUCCCAACCCGUAACUUUUUGAGAGGCAGCCAAGAAAGAUACUGAAGCAAGAAUUGGCAACACAUCCAGCUCACAUUCUGAGUGCCCGUGGUUCGAUCCCCGGCCGGAUGAAAACAUUAGGCAUGUUCCCUUAAACCUGCUACCCCUAUUCACCCAGCAGUAAGUAUGUACUUGGGUGUUAGUCGACUGUUGAGGGUCGCAUCCUAGUGGUGUUGGUAGCAUUUCUUAGAUAAGGCUGACUUGAGCUGAGGUAAGAUAACAGCUCUAGACUUUAAAAUUUAUUUGCAUAAAAAGAACUCAUAAAGGGAAUGGAUGUGGACAUGUUUCAUUAACUAAAUAGUUAUAUGCAACUUAAUGGUUGAUAACAGAGUGAGGUUAAAAGAUGUGAAGGAGGGUCUGUGUGGAAUUUAAUCCCGUUGGUUCAGUGAUGGGGCGAGUCCACUGACUGUGACACGGGUUUCAAUCCUAUACCGCCCUUCUUACACAAGUACUCACCUAAUUGUUUAUGUGUGUGUGUGUGUGUGUGUGUGUGUGUGUGUGUGUGUGUGUGUGUGAAAUAUUAAAAUAUUGUGAAAUAAAUUCUACGAAAAUAAUGCAUCAUGUCAUACAAGCGUACCGACUGUGACCUUUGUAAUACAGAGGUAAUGACUUUGUAAUACAGAGGUAAUGACUUUGUAAUACAGAGGUAAUGACUUUGUAAUACAGAGGUAAUGACUUUGUAAUACAGAGG